This is a messenger RNA of Malaya genurostris, 1925 nucleotides long. RefSeq names its product phospholipase A1-like. The coding region runs from base 952 to 1845 and encodes 297 amino acids. The record is from RefSeq and is a predicted model, not a curated record. The transcript has 8 exons. NCBI's taxonomy places the organism in Eukaryota, Metazoa, Arthropoda, Insecta, Diptera, Culicidae. Gene Ontology annotation, molecular function: lipase activity.
AAAAAGCGUGAUUAGAUUCUCUUGCGAAACCUUAAACAUUACAAAAAGGAUUACCCACCAAGGGCACUUCAUACUGUCACGGAAUUUGUCUACCACUUAAUUUCAAUUUACCCAAGCUAUAAUUAAACCUGCCGAUAUCAUUUUCCACAGGCUUUUCUGACGCACCGAAGGACCCAUUAAAAACUAGCCAGACAACGACAUACUUGAAAGCGUCCAAGUUCAGCUGAUCGUGGGCUUCGGUUUGCUUGGUCGCCCAGAUAUGCAGAGCUAGAUAUGGGCCGCGGAAAACAGUCUUGGUUGAAGCCUAGCUCGGUGCACCGUGAAAGAAAAUUCACUCCUCUAUACCCACCAUUCCACAUCGUUCGGUAGUGAUCUUGAACUGAAACAUGAAAUGCUUUCGAUGAGCCUCCGUUCGGAGCAGCAUUUUCAGUUCUAUCCGGGCUUUCGUAACGAUGAGGUGGAACUUUGCUCAAGCGUUCGGUGGAAAAAGCUGCAGGCUCGCUGUGGCUAAUAUGUUCAUAUAGUGCUCCCGAAGAUCCAAUAACUAAGAAGUUGUAGCACGUAGCCGAAGUUGCGAAACACAAAAGUGGCAAUCAAUGGAAAAUUAUCGGUUUAAAGUUCGCUCAAGUUGAUCACAUUAUUUUUGUUACUCUUCAUUAGCCUUCAAACAUAAUGAAUAUGUUGGUACGGCUGUUACUGAUUCUAUCUUUACUGGCAGCGAACUGCGAAGCCAGUGGUGAAAUGGAAAGUGUUUUCCCGCAUUGGAAUGCUACAUGCUUGAUGAAAGUGAAGAAUCUAAAAAAAAAUAUGAAAAUUAGUGCGAUUAACCACGAUUAAACUAAAUGUAAUAAAAAGGUCAAUAAAUGGUGUGUGUUUAAACUGUACUUUAUUUUUUCAGAGACGUGGUGUCUGUUUUCCGGUGGUGUUUUCGAUUUAAACUUUUUCAAGUGCAUGUGGAAAAAAGACUACGAUUGUCCACAUGAGGAUAUACGAUUUUUUCUCUAUACAACGACAUACAAACGGGGCCGAGUGGUGGAUAUGAACAAACCGAAAUCCUUCUUCCGAGCAGGUUUUAAACCCCAUCGGGAAACCGCCAUAAUCAUUCACGGAUUCAAUGGAACGCAAACCAGUCGACACAUCAUGUAUUUGAAGGAUGCUUACCUCUCUCGCAUGUAUAACGUGAUCACCGUCGACUGGGAGCGGCUUUCUCAGUAUCCGUGUUACCUUUCAUCGCUAUCAAACACCAAACUAGUCUCGCAGUGCACAGCACAGCUGUACUCUUUCCUCACCUUCACUGGCAGUCGCAGCAAGCAGAUCACAUGCGUGGGUCAUUCACUUGGGGCUCACAUAUGCGGCAUGAUGUCACAUCAUUUGACCCAGCCUCAGUACAAAAUCAUUGGUCUAGAUCCAGCACGACCACUGAUUGAAAAGCAUGCUUCAAAACGGUUUCGCUUGACGAGAGACGACGCCAAAGUGGUACAGGUUAUUCACACAAACGCCGGUUUUCUGGGACAAGAAUCCUUCACCGGAUCAGUAGAUUUUUGUGUAAAUGGUGGUCAAACACAACCCUAUUGCAACGGAGAUUCCAUCAGAAAAGCUCGUUGUAGUCACUUUUUAAGUGUCUGCUAUCUAGCGAAUGCAAUGUUCUCCGGUGAGCCAACCAUGGCGUUUCAGUGUCCUUCCGGUUGCGUGAGAAACAAUCGCAUACCGUUCAUUCCGGUUCGACCAAUGUACGGAAAUCGAAUCAAAGUGAGAUUCUUCCACAUCGGACAGGAUACACCUGAUGAUACCACUGGAGGGUAUUGCAUUCACAUGACGCGAGCGAUGAAUUGUCCCUUCAACUAAUGUGUUCAUUUGAAACAGUUACCUGAUUGUAAAAUACUGUAAAAAUGUGAUAAGUGUAAAUGUAAUAUAAUAAAUAUUUG